AUGCGAUAUUCGGGUGUUCUUGUGCUACUGCUCGCCCUCUUGGCAUCAUCUGUGGCGCGAAAUGUACCACUGACUGAGCAGAAUCAGGGCUACAUUGUGGGCGGCAGCAAUGCGGCCAGAGGUCAAUUUCCCUACCAAGUGUCCCUGCGGAAUCUGGUCAGCAUCCACUUCUGCGGCGGAGCCAUUAUCGGCACCCGAUGGAUCCUCACUGCCGCCUAUUGCCUGUCUGGACGCGCAGUGACCAGUGUCAAUGCAUUCAUUGGCUCUCAUCUGCUCUCAGAUUCGCUGCUGUGUCCCUUGAGCACCUUCAUUGUCCACCCACUCUUCAAUGAGAACAACAUGCUGAACGACAUUGGCCUGAUAAAAACCCGUGAGGCCAUCAUUUACUCUUCCCUCAUUCAGCCCAUCGCCUUGGGCUCAGGACACAUUGGAGGAUCUGUGAUUGGAAUCGCUUCGGGCUGGGGCAUGACUUCUGAGCACGGACCACUGCCUGAAAAUCUGCAGUGGGUCAAUCUGGGGACACUGACGAAUGAGGAUUGCAAGAUUCGACUGCCACCAGCCAACGCUGUUCUCGUGGAUGACAGCAUGUUGUGCACGUUUACGCGCACUGACGAAGGGAUUUGCUAUGGAGACGCUGGAGGACCUCUGAAUUCGGCAAAUGCAGUCGUUGGGAUUGUUUCUUGGGGUGUGCAAUGUGCAAUUUCCUAUCCAGAUGUCUUCACCAGGAUUUCCUCUCAUCGCGCAUGGAUCCUAGCCAACAUAUCAGACUAA
Molecule: messenger RNA, 771 nt
Organism: Phlebotomus argentipes
Lineage: Eukaryota; Metazoa; Arthropoda; Insecta; Diptera; Psychodidae
Product: chymotrypsin-2-like
Exons: 3
Coding region: 1-771 (256 amino acids)
Biological process (GO): proteolysis
Molecular function (GO): serine-type endopeptidase activity
Source: RefSeq, a predicted model, not a curated record